Messenger RNA from Scaptodrosophila lebanonensis, 1394 nucleotides. RefSeq names its product endoplasmic reticulum-Golgi intermediate compartment protein 3. Bases 156 to 1277 code for a protein of 373 amino acids. The transcript is spliced from 6 exons. Gene Ontology annotation, biological process: retrograde vesicle-mediated transport, Golgi to endoplasmic reticulum; endoplasmic reticulum to Golgi vesicle-mediated transport. NCBI's taxonomy places the organism in Eukaryota, Metazoa, Arthropoda, Insecta, Diptera, Drosophilidae. The record is from RefSeq and is a predicted model, not a curated record. Gene Ontology annotation, cellular component: COPII-coated ER to Golgi transport vesicle; endoplasmic reticulum; Golgi membrane.
AACAUUCGUGAGUUAUGUGAAUACACCUCAUUCUGAAGAAGUGGAUGGCAUUACUUCAUAUUAUUGUUUUAGCUUUGUCAGCUGUUGUCACACGUCACUUAACGCUUCCAAUGAUGUGAUGAUGUAGUUACCGUGUUGCGUUAGCUGCUUUUAAAAUGAAAUUCGCCGAUAUUUUACGUCGCUUAGACGCAUAUCCCCGCACAUUGGAUGAUUUUAGCGUCCGAACAGUUGGCGGUGCCGCUGUAACCAUCGUCAGCACUACAAUCAUUGGGUUCCUCAUAUUUUUGGAAUUCAGCACAUAUAUGCGACCUACGCUAAACGAAGAACUUUUUGUGGAUACCACUCGUGGACACAAGCUGCGUAUCAAUUUGGAUGUGACUCUGCACAACUUGGGUUGCAAUUAUAUUUCCCUAGAUGCCAUGGAUUCGUCUGGGGAUACGCAUUUACGUGUUGAUCACGAUAUAUUCAAGCACCGCUUGGAUCUACAGGGCAAGCCGUUGAGUGAGAUGGAGCCGAUUAAGGAAAUAGUAGCAGUGUCCCCGGCCAAUAAGAACAGCAGCUGCGGUAGUUGCUAUGGCGCUGAGUAUAAUGCCACCCACUGUUGCAAUACGUGCGAAGAUGUUUUGGAAGCCUAUCGACUACGCAAAUGGAACGUUCAGGUGGAUAAAAUUGAACAAUGCAAAGGGAAAUACCAACGCAAUGAUGACGAUGCUUUCAAAGAAGGGUGUCGCAUACAAGGCCACCUAGAAGUGAACCGCAUGGCCGGUAGCUUCCAUUUUGCACCUGGGAAAAGUUUUUCAAUCCGUCAAUUUCACAUACAUGACUUUCAAUUCACUAAUGUGAAGCUGUCCCACACCAUUAACCACCUGUCUUUUGGCGAGAAAAUAAAGUUCGCUAAGACACAUCCAUUGGAUGGUCUGCGGGUCGAAGUACCAGAGUCAAAGGGCGAAAUGUUUAAUUACUACCUAAAAAUUGUACCUACUCUAUACGUUCGAGAGAGCGACGGCGCACCCAUUUACACCAAUCAGUUCUCUGUGACGCGCUACCGAAAAGAUUUGACCGAUAAGGAACGCGGUAUGCCAGGCAUAUUCUUCAGUUACGAAUUGUCACCGCUUAUGGUUAAAUACGCAGAAAAACAUAUCACCUUUGGGCACUUCGCUACCAAUUGCUGUUCCAUAAUUGGUGGUGUUUUCACAGUAGCCGGUAUCUUGGCCGUAAUACUAAAUAAUUCGUGGGAGGUCAUACAAAGCAAGCUGGAAUUGGGCAAACUUAGUUAAUAAGCCCCGGAUAUACUAUAUACCAUCAAAUCUCAAUAAUUUACAGUGUAUUAUGUAAGGCAUUCUAAAUUUUACAAAGGAAAAGUUUUAAAUAAAAUGUUACAUUUGAGACAUUAA